CCGACACCGACGCCGACGCCAACACCAACGUGGAGUGAUUAGUUGACUGGACCGAAUUUCGACACCCAGGUUCCAAAAUCUACUGUACGUACCUACCUACUACUACUGUAGAUCGUUCGUCCUUCACCGGUGCGGAAAAAAGCCAUCAAACCUGAUUGCUUCAUCUUCCUUCUCGCCAGUCCGGGCCCCCCUUCCAUAACCCCACACCCACACCUCCUCUCAACGACCCUGACCAGAUCAGAUUUGACCGAAAUUGACUUGACCAACUCCAGACAAAGAGGGACGUCAAGAUCUCAAAAGAUCAUCUCGUUGCUUGUCCUAACCACCGACUAGUGUAUAUUUCCGAUCUUCUAAACACCCCACGGCUGCUAUAUAUAGAUGUCUCAAGCUCUUUAGCGGGCAUCUUGUCGUCGUACGUUAGGACUUGGUUGGGUCUGGCAUCUGGGGUCUAUUUUUGCUUGACACGCAAUCGGAUUGUCUAUUUUCAAGGUCUUCGACUUGGUUACCGCCAAAGAACUGGAGGCACGGUCAGAACCAAAGCCAAGGGUUGGACAUUGGAUCCCGAUCUUCGCUACAGAAAAGCCUGGCAGGUCGACUACCAUCGUUUUGAAUCUCUCGAUCUCAAUUCUAUCAAACAACAUCAUCAAGUACUAUACAUUGGUUUCUAUUGGAUUCCUCAUCCAUCAACCUCAACGACCGACGUCCUCUCCCGUCCUCAAGAUCAAAUCAAUGGCGCCUGUAACCAUGGGUGGACUCUCAAUGCCAUCUCUAUUACUGGCAUUGAGCCUCCCCUUUGCCGCCAUGGGCCAACAGGCCGAGGCCACAGUGACAUCGCUGUUACAAGCUUCAGACCCGCAUUUCGCUGCAACCGCCACCUUUCCCAGCGCCGUCUUAACCACCAUCACGCUGAUCGCCAGCACAGGAGAUGUCAGUGACGUGCCAGGGGCUGAUCCCACCGCCCCCAUCAUCACGUCCUACUACAUCAAUCCUGACUUCGACGCUAUUUACAGCUCUGUUUCAGGUAUUAGUACCACCUAUAUCGUCUUGCCGGACGGUUCGACCGUUAUUCUCGAGGGUGGCAAUGGAACUGGUGUGCUCGCUACGUCCACAGCAACUCCCUCGGUUGACGGAGUUUCAAGUGUUACUGCGACUCCCUCUGGCGGCUCAGUUAUUCAUGUGACUGCAUCCGAUGAUGUCCCAACGUUUACUACCUCUCCGACGUCGACUCAGACAGGGACAGGUGUUGGUGCUCCACAAGGUGCCGGUGGUACGGAAACGACAAGCUCGAUCGGAGCUGGGUUUACCGGUCAGGCAAAUAAGGUGACUGGUUUGGGUACAGGAGUGGGAUUUGUGGCAGGUCUUGUUGGUCUGUUGGGCGCUGUUAUCUAGUCGUAACAGAGCGGAGACGUGGAGGAGGAGUAAUAAGACUGUAUAAAGAAGGAUAUGGGAGGGUGUAUGGGGAGUGUAUGAAGAAGUAGGAGGAUAGGGGGGAAAUUGCAUUCGUCAAGGUCAUGUAUAUGGCCUUUCAUCACACUGUCAGAUCUGCAGAUCAGUUCAUCGCGAUACAACCCCAGCUGGAGAACUAUUUUCAGCGAAGCCAAACAAGUAUGUUGCGUUGGAGCUCGAAGUGGACACAAUUUUUCUAUUCGAUAGCCGUUUUUUUUUUGGAUGGACCUUCCAACAUAUACCUCUG
Molecule: messenger RNA, 1693 nt
Organism: Exophiala mesophila
Lineage: Eukaryota; Fungi; Ascomycota; Eurotiomycetes; Chaetothyriales; Herpotrichiellaceae
Exons: 2
Coding region: 730-1389 (219 amino acids)
Source: RefSeq, a predicted model, not a curated record